Pollicipes pollicipes is the source of this 4987-nucleotide messenger RNA. RefSeq names its product vinculin. The transcript has 20 exons. Gene Ontology annotation, molecular function: actin filament binding; structural molecule activity. NCBI's taxonomy places the organism in Eukaryota, Metazoa, Arthropoda, Thecostraca, Pollicipedomorpha, Pollicipedidae. Gene Ontology annotation, biological process: cell adhesion. The coding region runs from base 324 to 3242 and encodes 972 amino acids. Gene Ontology annotation, cellular component: actin cytoskeleton. The record is from RefSeq and is a predicted model, not a curated record.
GCCGAGUCGAUACUGGCGCAAGCGACGCACACGUAAAAACCGACCCAGUGGAGGGUGCCGGCGGAGUAUUAUUGUGAAUGUAGGCGUAUGUGCCGUAGACUGUUGCUUAGUGAGGCGCCACGUGGGAAAGCUGCGAGAUUAUUUCGUGUGUAGUGAGAACGUGGCGAAUGUAGUGGAAAGUUUGCGUGUUGUAUCUUUCCAUUUUUGUGGAGUUCCGCUUCAUGUGAAUGAAGAGGACAUCAAGUGCAAAAGGGUACGCUCAAAACAUCGAACAAAAAGAAAUUGUGAUCUUCUAGUUCAAGAAGUAUACUUCUGCAGGCACAAUGCCGGUGUUUCAUACUAAAACCAUUGAGAGUAUUUUGGAGCCAGUCGCACAGCAGGUGUCGCGGCUGGUGAUCCUGCACGAGGAGGCGGAGGAUGGCAACGCCAUGCCCGACUUGGAGCGACCCGUGCUGGCCGUCUCCCGCGCCGUCAACAACCUGGUCAAGGUGGGCCGGGAGACCAUCAACUCGAGCGACGACCCGCUGCUGCGCCAGGACAUGCCGGCCUCGCUCACGCGCGUCGACCAGGCCAGCAAGCAGCUGGAGGACGCCUCCUCCAUGCUCAAGAGGGACCCGUACUCGCAGCCGGCCAGGCGGAAGCUGAUCGAGGGCUCGCGCGGAAUCCUGCAGGGCACCUCGUCGCUACUGCUCUGCUUCGACGAGUCGGAGGUGCGCAAGAUCAUCCGCGAGUGCAAGAAGGUGCUCGACUACCUGGCCGUGGCCGAAGUCAUCGAGAGCAUGGGCGACCUGGUGCAGUUCGUCAAGGACCUCAGCCCCUGCCUCACCAAGGUGUCGCGUGACGUGGACGCCCGCGAGAAGGAGCUGACGCACCAGGUGCACCGCGAGAUCCUGACGCGCUGUCUGGACCAGGUCAAGACGCUGGCGCCCAUCCUCAUCUGCUCGAUGAAGAUCUUCAUUCAGAUCAUCACGCAGUCGCCAGGCAAGGGCGCCGAGGAGGCGGCCGAGAACCGCAACUACCUGUCGAGCCGCAUGAGCGACGAGAUCAACGAGAUCAUCCGCGUGCUGCAGCUGACCACCUAUGACGAGGACGAAUGGGACGCCGACCUGCUGACCGUCAUGAAGAAGGCCGAGAACGCCAUGGGGCCCAAGCUGCAGGCGGCGCAGGACUGGCUGCAGGACCCGCAGGCGGUGCGCGGCGGCGUCGGCGAGAAGUCGCUGCGGGGCGUGCUGGAGCUGGCGGGCCGCGUGGCGGAGCGGGCGGCGCCCCAGGACCGCGAGGCCAUCAACAAGCUGGCCGGCGACGUCGGCGCCAUGGCCGACGCGCUCUGCGAGCUGCGUCAGAACGGACAGGGCGCCACGCCGCAGGCGCAGAGCCUGGCGCGCAGCCUGCAGGCGCAGCUGGGCGAGCUGCACGGCCUGGUGCGCGGCGCCGUGGCCGGCGUGGAGCGCUCCGGCGUGCAGCAGCCGGCGCACACGCUGGCCGGCCGGCUGGAGCAGGCGCGCCGCUGGCUGCAGGCGCCGGCCGCCGCCGACGGCCGCGCGCUCGGCCAGGCCGCCAUCCAGCUGGUGGUGGAGGAGGGCCGCCGCGCCGCCGACAGCCUGGCCGACCCGCAGCGCCGCCAGGUGCAGGCGCUCUGCGACGACGCCGACUCGCUCUCGCGCCAGCUGGCGGACAUGGUGCGGCGCGGCGAGGGCGACUCGCCCCAGGCGCAGGCCGUGGCCAGGCAACUGUCGAGCAAGCUGCAGCAGCUGAAGGACCAGAUCCAGGGCGCCCUGGUCGAGCGCGUGGUGGAGGACUUUGUCGACAUCGUGACGCCGCUGAAGCAGUUCAGCGAGGCCAGCCUGGCACCAGAGGGCGUGCCCGGCCGCCAGGAGGCGUUCGCCGACAAGGCGGACAAGCUGCAGCGGUUCAGCACGCAGGCGGCGCGCACCGGCCGCAUGGUGGCCUCGGCCGGCGCCACCGGCAACAAGAAGCUGUCGGAGGCGCUGCAGGCCUCCGCCACGGAGGUGGAGAGCCUGCACCCGCAGCUGGUGAACGCCGGCAGCAUCCGGCUGCAGUACCCGGAGAACAAGGCGGCCGACGAGCACUUCGAGAACCUGCGCAAACAGUACGCCGAGUCGAUCAGCCGCGUGCGCGAUCUCAGCGACGAGGCCAUCGACGUGGCGCAGUUCGUCCGGCAGUCGGAGGAGCUGAUCAGACACCACGCCGACCGGUGCGAGACCGGCGUGCAGAGGCGCCAGCCGGCCGAGGUGGUGGAGAACACGUCGGCCAUCGCUAGGCUGGCCAACCGCCUGCUGAUGGUGGCCAAGAAGGAGGCGGACAACUCCGAGGACCCGCGCUUCAUCAGCCAGAUCCAGCUGGCCAGCGAACGGCUGCAGCACGGCGUGACCCCGAUGGUGCAGAGCGCUAAGACCGUGGCCAUCAACCCGGCCGACCAAGAGUCGGUGCGGCGCUGGCGGGCCUCGAACCGGGAGCUGCUGGAGGCUGUGGCAGAUGUGAGGAAGGCUAUCGGUCCGGAAGCCGACCUCACUCCCAGCAUGGCCCAGAUGGAGCUGAACGAGGCGGCGCCGCCGCGCCCGCCGCCGCCGGCCGGCGAGCAGCCGCCGCCGCGGCCGCCGCCCCCGCCAGAGACCGACGACGAGGAGGACAGCCAGCUGUUCCGGCACGCGCCGCCGGCCAACCAGCCCAUCAUGGCGGCCGCGCACGGCCUCCACCAGGAGGUGGCGCAGUGGAGCAGCAAGGACAACGACAUCAUCGCGGCGGCCAAGCGCAUGGCCCAGCUGAUGGCGCAGCUCAGUCAGCUGGUGCGCGGCGAGGGCGGCGGCAACAAGCGCGACCUGAUCGCCUGUGCCAAGGCCAUCGCCGAGGCGUCCGAGGAGGUCACACGGCUCGCCAAGGAGCUGGCGCACGAGUGCACCGACAAGCGCAUGCGCACGCAACUGCUGCAGGUGUGUGAGCGCAUCCCCACCAUCGGCACGCAGCUGAAGAUCCUCUCCACAGUCAAGGCCACCAUGCUGGGGGCGCAGGAUGACGAGGCGUUCGGUCGGCGGGAGGACGGCAUUGUGACCAGCGGCACUGAGGAGGACCAAGAGGCCACUGAUAUGUUGGUCGGCAACGCUCAGAACUUGAUGCAGUCAGUCAAGGAGACGGUGCGGGCGACGGAGGCGGCCAGCAUCAAGAUGCGCACAGACGCUGGCAUACAGCUGCGUUGGGUGCGCCGAUCGCCUUGGUACCAGUAGACGUCCAUAACACACGGGCCGUCGACGGCACGCAAACGGCGGGCGCGGCCGUUGUGUGCAGGUGGUGGCGGCGCAUCGACAACGAGGGAGACGGGAUUGGUUUCCCCGACUGUCCUAGGUUAUUAGAUGCACAUAACCUCGUACACUGCCGCUGCCGAGAGGUGGCCCGCUGUCCGCAGAAAGCCACGCCUGUAGUAGAUAAACAUAACUGUGCGAAAGGCUGCAUUGGACGGAGCUAGCCGGGCAGCCGGCCGUAGACAAGUUUUGAGGCGUGUUUGUUGGUGCUCGCCGUCCGAGGACAUGAGUACUAGAGCCUUCCAGAAGUUCAGGGGUGGUAUUUUAAGGCAUUUCGCUUCGAUACUCUUCAUUUGCUAAUGCUGGUUCAAAAUUCAAGUAAACUCGGCUGGAGUUUAGAAUGGGGGUACGGUUUAUGAAUUUGUUAAUGUAUUACUGUGCUGAAAUCAUGUCUGUCUUCGUCUGCUUCUGGAGCUACUAGUUAAUCAGUUAAUACUAGAUGCGUCUGCCAAUUACGAAAAAGUAUGUAGUUAUGUCAAAACAAUAAGCUGAUCGUAAGUUUCUAUGCGACGCCAGGAAGGGUUAAUACCAUCCAGAUCGUUUCCAUUGUUCACCGAAAACUGAACAAGAUUGGUAGUAAGGUACUUAGAAUUUAUGUUGGAUGCGCAAAACAUGUAUUGGUUUGCCCAAUGCACGGCAAUUAUGCGGCCGCAACUCUCGACACAAUCGCGUGCGUAAUUACGCACAAUGCGUAUGGUGGGCAGUCGGUGUUCGGUGGCCUUUCUCGGCAUAGUGGACACCAGAACCCUGAAGGUGCUUAACAGCGCAGUGCGCUGAAAAAGCGACCCGAGGGCACAUUCUUAUCCGCCUGGAAUUUGCUAUAUUAUAUGUUUAGAUGAAUUGUUUGCUAAUAUUUUCAGCUUGUUUUGUUUGGCCGUCGUUUUGAUGUCUGCGUAGACUUCGCACUAUGGUUUGUCAACCAUGUGUGUGCGUGCGUGUGUGUGUAUCAUGCUUCUGCGAAGUUCUGGGAUGAUCCAUUUAACCGACAAUCUUUUUUUCUCGCAAAUAUUUUAUUGCGGAUGUCACCACAACGUGCCAUGAGCAACUUGUGAACAAUUGUCAGUGAGGCGAUCAGGCGUGUGUCGCGAUAUGUUGGCGCGGUUGGUCCGUCAGUGGAAAGCCCUGUGGAAACGGCGACCCGUCCGAACUGCGUGCGCCGACACGUACCGUCACAUUUGACGCAAUGGCAAUACCGCUGGUGUACGGGCGCGCGGCGUCGGCAACGGCCGGUGUCGUCGGUGCCCACAUCUGCCGUGAAGCGGCGAUUAACUUGCGUGUGCGUUACUACAAUCACGAACCGGGCCGUACGCAGCGCUGUUUCGCGCGCCUCGUUGAUUUGGGCGGCCUGAGCGGCAUCCAGGUGCGACGCGGCUAACUAACCGGCGUCUGCCCCGGGCCGGCGCCGACCCAGCCUGUCUGGAGCUGGCGCGGGGGCUCGCUGUAGGUGUGAGGUGGCGCUGGGCGGUGCGGUGGCCACGACCGGGCGGCUGGAGCCCCCUCCCUUCCCCGCUCGGUUGUGCUGCGGACUGACCUGCCUCUUCUCCACGAGCUGCUCGCUAGAGGGAGCAGACGUGGCGCAGCCCAGCGCUGUGACGCACUGUCUGCGCUGAUCUUCCUAACCGACGCUGUGAGAUUGCCAACUAACGUCCAACAAUACAUAAUAGCAUGCG